ACAAAUUAGCCACCAAACCAACAAUUAUGGAUAUAAAAAGCCACAGCUAACAGCACCACAGCACUGCCCACUACAGACAGUUUUUGAUUGUGGAGAAUAAUGGCGGAGGAGGAGCAGAAUAAGCUUAAAGGAUAUGGCGGAGGAGGAGCAGUAAAGGGGAUGGUGGAGGUGAAUCCUCAGCCGCAGAAAGGAUUGACGUCCAAGCUAAUUGACUGGGUGGAGAAGCUGAUCGUCAAGUUAAUGUACUAUCCUCAGCCUCUCCAUUACCUAUCCGGUAAUUUUGCUCCGGUUGAUGAAACCCCUCCCACCACCGACCUCAUCGUCAAAGGCUAUCUUCCUGAAUGUUUGAACGGCGAGUUUGUAAGAGUGGGUCCGAACCCCAAGUUUGCUCCUGUUGCUGGAUAUCACUGGUUUGAUGGAGAUGGCAUGGUUCAUGGGGUGCGCAUCAAAGAUGGUAAGGCAACUUAUGUCUCUCGUUUUGUGACGACAUCACGUCUUAAACAAGAAGAGUUUUUUGGAGGUGCUAAAUUUAUGAAGAUUGGAGACCUUAAAGGGCUAUUUGGAUUACUCAUGGUUAACAUGCAAAUGCUGAGAGGAAAAACAAAAGUGUUGGAUCUUUCAUAUGGACAAGGGACAGGUAAUACAGCCCUCAUAUAUCAUCAUGGAAAACUUCUUGCACUUUCUGAAGCUGAUAAACCUUAUGUCCUCAAAGUUCUGGAAGAUGGAGAUCUUCAAACUCUUGGCAUGAUGGAUUAUGACAAGAGAUUGGGGCAUUCCUUCACUGCCCAUCCCAAAGUUGAUCCAGUAACUGGUGAAAUGUUUACCUUUGGCUAUUCACAUACUCCACCUUAUAUCACAUACAGAGUUAUUUCGAAGGAUGGUUUUAUGCAUGAUCCAGUUCCAAUAACCAUAUCUGACCCAAUCAUGAUGCAUGACUUUGCUAUUACUGAGAAUUAUGCAAUUUUUAUGGAUCUUCCCCUUUAUUUCAGACCAAAGGACAUGGUUAAAGAAAAGAAGCUGAUUUUCACAUUUGAUGAAACAAAAAAAGCUCGUUUUGGUGUCCUUCCACGGUAUGCAAAGGAUGAUCUUCUAAUCAGAUGGUUUGAGCUUCCAAAUUGCUUUAUAUUCCACAAUGCCAAUGCUUGGGAGGAGGGUGAUGAGGUUGUCCUAAUCACUUGCCGCCUUACACAUCCAGAUUUAGACAUGAUAAGUGGAGCUGACAAAGGAAAGCUUGGAACUUUCACAAAUGAGCUGUAUGAGAUGCGGUUCAACAUGAAAUCCGGUUUUGCUUCGCAAAAGAAACUAUCAGAAUCUGCUGUCGACUUCCCUAGGGUGAAUGAGUGCUAUACUGGCAGAAAACAAAGAUACGUGUAUGGAACUAUUCUGGACGAGAUUGCAAAGGUUACAGGGGUUGUCAAAUUUGAUCUGCAUGCUGAGCCAGAGCCAGGAAAAGCAAAGAUUGAAGUUGGAGGGAAUGUUAAAGGUUUAUUUGACCUUGGUGCUGGUAGAUUUGGUUCGGAGGCUAUUUUUGUGCCUCGUGAACCAGGUACAACUUCUGAAGAGGAUGAUGGCUACCUGAUAUUCUUUGUACAUGAUGAGAAUACCGGAAAAUCAUCCGUGUGUGUACUUGAUGCAAAAACAAUGUCACGUGAUCCUGUUGCGGUUGUUGAUUUACCGCACCGAGUCCCAUAUGGUUUCCACGCCUUCUUUGUAACAGAGGAACAACUCCGAGAACAAGCAAAACUAUCAUAAUCAUGUCAAGAAUUCGAAGACAGAUAAUUUUAGGUUCAAUAAACUGUAAGAGCGUAUUUAGCUGGGAGCCCGCCACCAUAGACUGGUAAAUUGUGUUAUAUCUAGAUUGCACUGCCAGCAUUCAUACCCAUGUUGCAUAUCCACAAGAUUGUAAUAAACUAUGAAGAAGUGGUUAUCUUGGUUCUUUUGCUUGUUUACGAGCUGUCUAUAUGUAUCUGGAUGAAAAUCAUUAUCUUCUCUGAAAAUUCACACAAACUAGACUUCGAAGAUUUUAAUAUCAAAUGCCACAAGAUUUAUAU
Molecule: messenger RNA, 2051 nt
Organism: Rubroshorea leprosula
Lineage: Eukaryota; Viridiplantae; Streptophyta; Magnoliopsida; Malvales; Dipterocarpaceae
Source: the annotation of a GenBank genome assembly